AUGACCUCCUUCCUUUCAACCGAACAACUCCCUUCCCCGCCAUUUACUUCGGGAUUACCCACCCUUGAACCCAUCCGCUCCGACAUGUCGGUCCCUCUCUCGGCCACGGUCAGCCCCACGGUGAUGAAGACCCCCGUCAUCCGCGAAUUCAACCCCGAUGCCGCUUCGGAUGACGACGAAGAUGAUGACUCUCGACCGAGCAAGAAGACGAAACGUGCUGGGAUGGAUGACGAUGAUGGUGGAGAGAAGGGACGUCGCAAAAUUGAGAUCGAGUUAGUACUUGCGAGAUCUCUGACUGUCGGCGUGGGCCAAGGGCGCACUGCCUAGGAUACGGCGGGGUCUCUUCGGGACUCUUCCAUUUUACUGACGUCUGGUCUACCCUUACCAGAUAUAUCACCAAGAAGGAGAAACGCCACAUCACUUUCUCGAAGCGAAAAGCAGGGUACGUCCUCCUCUGGCCGCCACCUAGUCACCGGCAGGCUUUUGAGGGGCCACACUGACUCCGCGCCUCUCUCCCGCCUGUCUCGGUAUACGUCUCAACCCAACAGAAUCAUGAAGAAGGUGCGUAUUGUAGGAUUUUUGAAGACGGAGCGAGUUGUCCCUUACUGACCCAUCCUUGCGUUCCGCUCCCGGCAGGCAUACGAACUAGCCACGCUCACUGGAACUCAAGUGCUUCUGCUGGUGGUCUCGGAAACAGGUAUUGUGAGUCCUUGAUCCGGACCUGUGCGACUCGGGACUGCAGAAGUCUUGAUGGAAAAUUUCACAACUACCUCGCGGUUGAAGACGGAACUGACAUUGCUUCUGCUUCUGCUUCUGCUUCUGCUCCGUUUUCGACUGCGCAUCACUUAUUACCGGCAGGUUUACACUUUUGUGAGUCAUUCUGGUCUUUAAGGGAAGUCGAAGUCACUCGAAAAGCUGAUUUGACCCUUCUGUCCCCCAGACCACCUCUAAAUUUCAACCCCUGGUGGGGGCGGCGGAGAACGGGAACCCCUCCGAGGGUCAGCGUCUAAUUCAGCAAUGUCUGGUGAGUACACAUUGGAGCCGUGACAGCAGAAGGAGGUACCAUAGAUACCUUUUCCGGGCUUCGGGGAUUCUGACUUGAUCUCUCCGUACCUCUCAGGCCGUAACUCCCGAAGAUGGAAGCGACUACAUCUCGCCUCCCCCCGACGGACCUUUGCUCCCUUUGCCGCCCUCGGCGCAUAAGCGACCUUUUGAAGCCAACUCGUCGAUCCAUGGUGGCCAAAUUGCUCUGAGAACACGUGUCCACCGCCCCUCGGGUCGUAGCAAAGGCCGCCCUUCAGCGAUCCUCACCGGUGCGCCCGAGACCUUGCCGGACUCGUCGGGGAUGAACCUUGCGAUCGCGGAGCAGCAAUCUUCUGGUCUGCCGGCUCCGCCUCACACCCCGCAACGCUUGCACCCAUUGCAGCGAUCUCCUGGAAUCCACGGCGAAUAUACUUCACCUGCGCUUCCCAGUAGCGACCGCCCCGAAGGAACCAUGCAGAGCUCGCAAGACUAUGCGUACAUGAUGCAGCGCAACAUGUCCCCUGGACGACUUCCCAACAUGUCGCCCGAGGGUCAUACGGUGUACCCUCCGCAUCACCCGCAUAACUACUCGGCCGAGUAUGGGAUGGUGAGUCGGCUGAGCAGAACCCAGCCAGAACCGCUUCAAGCUUGUAGUGACUGACGCGAGCCCCUGCGUCUUCCUUCCUACAGCAUCCGCAGCAGCACCCGGGCAUGCAACAGCACCAUUCGCAACAGCAACAUCCGCACCACAUGUCACCCGAGCAUGGUCACCCCCACUCUCAACACUACCAACGCUCCCCAGGCCCUUCGCCUCACCUGCAGCAUGCUGGAAUCCCGACCGAGCCGCCGAUGGGGAUGUACGAACAGCCCUCGGUGCUUAUGCAACCCCACUCGCAGCACCCGCACCACUCGCCACAGCGCCGUGGUCCGGGACCCGAGUUGUACCACCAGGGAGGAGGGUAUGAGGAAGGGACGUACAUGCAGGAAAGGCGGUGA
Microbotryum saponariae is the source of this 2019-nucleotide messenger RNA. The record is from the annotation of a GenBank genome assembly. NCBI's taxonomy places the organism in Eukaryota, Fungi, Basidiomycota, Microbotryomycetes, Microbotryales, Microbotryaceae.